CUGUUGCUCAGCGUGUCUGUCUCGUACUGGUUGUCGGUGUUGUCCUUGUGCUGGUGUUGCUGGUGUUGCUGCAGACACUCCGCCACGACUGGAAGCUUAGAACACACCACGCUAUACUGGAGUAAACUAUACUGCACGGCAGAAAAGGGGGGAAAGAUCGUUUGAGCGGUUGUUUGUUAUUGUUGCGACUUCUAUAAUUGCAUUCUGCUACAGAGUAUAGAAGAUGCUGGUUUCGACAAAUCGACAUCAGUUAUCGUCCGACAUACACACGAUCCUUUCGGACCCAAAGGAGUUUGGGUGCAAGAACGACAAUGUCAGGAUCAAACUAUUGGAGUAUUUGAAGGACCUAGAGUCGGAGAACACGAACUUGAAGAAAGCGCUGGAAAUCAAGUCCAAGCGAAACGAGGCUUUCCGGAACUCUUUGUCUGAGAUAGGCGAGGUGAUAACGUCCGUUGCCCUUGGAGAUCUCUCGAAAAGAGUGAUUCUCAACGAUCCGGAGAUCUUCAAGGUCAAGAAGACGAUCAACUUCAUGGUGGAUCAGUUGGACAACUUCACGACAGGCGUCAACGAGUUGGCGAACCAGGUUGCCAACGGAAAGUUGGGUGGGAACGUCAAAUACCAAGACGCUAAAGGGGUUUGGAACGACUUGAUUGUGAACGUGAACGCCAUGGCUAAUAACUUGACCAACCAGGUGAGAGAGAUCUCCAUCGUCACCUCGGCUGUCGCCAACGGUGACUUGUCCCAGAAGAUCAAGGUCGAAGCACAAGGUGAAAUAUAUGCAUUGCAAAACACCAUAAAUACAAUGGUGGAUCAGUUGCGAACAUUUGCGUUCGAGGUUACAAGGGUUGCCCGAGAAACAGGUGUCGAAGGUAGAUUGGGGGGACAGGCUCAAAUUCAAAACGUUUCUGGUAUUUGGGAAGAGUUGACUGAUAACGUCAAUGCGAUGGCGUUGAACUUGACCACACAGGUGAGAAACAUCGCCAACGUCACCACGGCUGUGGCAAACGGUGAUCUAUCGACCAAGGUCACUGCAAAUUGUAAAGGUGAGAUUCUAGAGUUGAAAAACACCAUCAAUGGAAUGGUGGAUAGAUUGAGAACAUUCGUCGAAGAGGUGAGAACCUUGGCCACCGAGGUCGGCACCAAGGGUAUAUUGGGAGGACAGGCUAACGUUACAGAUGUCGAAGGUGCUUGGAAAGAUGUCACUCAAAAGGUCAACGUCAUGGCCAACAACUUGACAAAUCAAGUCAGAUCGAUCGCAACCGUCACGACGGCUGUUGCCCAUGGUGACUUGUCCCAGAAAAUUACUGUUGAAGCUCAAGGUGAAAUUUUACAAUUGAAGGACACAAUCAACAAGAUGGUGGAUUCUUUGCAAGUCUUUGCAAUAGAAGUUACCAAGGUGGCCAAGGAAGUCGGUAUCGACGGUAAAUUGGGUGUACAGGCAGAAGUAAACGAUGUCGAAGGUCUAUGGAAAGAAAUCACAACCAACGUCAAUACAAUGGCAUCCAACUUGACAUCGCAAGUCCGUGCCUUUGCUCAGAUCACUGCAGCUGCAACAGAUGGUGAUUUCACAAGGUUCAUUACUGUCGAAGCAUCUGGUGAGAUGGAUGCCUUGAAGACAAAGAUUAAUCAGAUGGUCUUAAAUUUGAGAGAAUCGAUCCAAAGGAACACUGCUGCAAGAGAAGCAGCAGAGUUGGCCAAUAAAACAAAGUCCGAGUUUUUAGCCAACACAUCACACGAAAUCAGAACCCCAAUGAAUGGUAUUAUAGGUAUGACACAGCUAACAUUAGAAACAGAGUUGACCCAAUAUCAACGUGAAAUGUUGUCUAUCGUUCACAAUUUGGCAAACUCUUUAUUGACAAUUAUCGACGAUAUUUUGGACAUCUCCAAGAUCGAGGCAAACAGAAUGACUAUUGAGCAAAUCGACUUUUCAUUGCGAACAACAAUGUUCGGUGCGUUGAAAACUUUGGCUGUCAAGUCCAUUGAAAAGCAGUUGGACUUGAUUUACGAAGUUGACUACUCAUGUCCUGAUUACCUUGUCGGUGAUUCCUUCCGUCUCAAGCAAGUCAUCCUCAAUUUGAUUGGUAAUGCAAUCAAGUUUACUAGUAAGGGUAAGAUCAUAGUUUCCACAACAAAGCGUGAAACUGUGAGUGAAAAAAUCAAGCUAGAGUUCUGCGUCUCGGAUACAGGUAUCGGUAUACCAAAGGAUAAGUUAGACCUGAUCUUCCACAAUUUCUGCCAGGCAGAUGGUUCAACCACUAGAAAAUUCGGUGGUACCGGUUUAGGUUUAUCGAUUUCUAAACAAUUGAUACAUUUGAUGGGAGGUGAUAUAUGGGUCACCUCUGAGUAUGGCAAAGGUUCAAAGUUCUUUUUCACCAUCUUAGUUUCGACAGUAGAUAUUACAUUGAAAAAGCAGUUGGAAAUCUUACGUCCAUAUAGGUCUCAUAAAGUGUUGAUCGUGGCAACAGAAGUCAUCAAAAUCAAUUUGGAGGUCUUGAUGUCGAAUCUUUCAAAUUUGAAACUGGAUCCUCACAUCUUAAAAAUAAACGAAUUAAAUAACGAGUUACGUAUUCCAGAUGCAGAUUCUUAUGACACAAUUAUUAUAGAUUCCUUACAAACAGGUUACAAGCUAAGACUAUUACCAGAAAUCAAGUAUAUACCAUUGGUUCUCUUACACCCAUGUUUACCAGAGUUGAAUAUGAGAGUCUGCUUAGACCUUGGUAUCACAUCCUAUGGUAAUAUUCCUUGCUCAAUUACAGAUUUAGGAUCUGUACUAUUACCUGCCCUCGAAUCCAAGAUUCUACCUCCAGAUAAUGAUGGAACAGUUUCGUACAAGAUUUUAUUGGCGGAAGACAAUUUGGUGAAUCAAAAAUUGGCUGUCAAGAUUUUGGAAAAACAUGGUCAUAAGGUUGUCGUUGUCGAAAACGGCCAAGAGGCAGUUGAAGCAAUCCAGAAUGAUACCUACGAUGUCGUUUUGAUGGACGUUCAAAUGCCUGUCAUGGGUGGUUUUGAGGCUACGGGUUUGAUCAGAGAAUGGGAGAAAAAGAAGUACGCCGAUGCCGCCAUAUGUUUCAAAACUCCAAUUAUUGCAUUGACUGCCCAUGCCAUGUUGGGUGACAGAGAACGUUGUUUGAAGGCCCAAAUGGAUGAGUAUCUUUCCAAGCCUUUGAAGCCUGGUUUAUUACUACAGACGAUUUCCAAAUGUAUACAUAACAUGAAUCAGCUUCGAGAAAUUAGUCAGCUCGGGGAUGGUAGCAGGGACGUCAACUCGUCAGAGUUCAAGCAAUACGUUAAUCGAGAAUUGCUGAAACGAAACAGUACCGAAAAUGCUUUGACCUAUGAUAAGACCGGCGAUUAG
This is a messenger RNA of Pichia membranifaciens NRRL Y-2026, 3355 nucleotides long. RefSeq lists its product as hypothetical. Gene Ontology annotation, biological process: cellular hyperosmotic response; phosphorylation; phosphorelay signal transduction system. The transcript is spliced from 2 exons. Gene Ontology annotation, molecular function: phosphorelay sensor kinase activity. Lineage: Eukaryota; Fungi; Ascomycota; Pichiomycetes; Pichiales; Pichiaceae. The record is from RefSeq and is a predicted model, not a curated record. Bases 224 to 3355 code for a protein of 1043 amino acids. Gene Ontology annotation, cellular component: membrane.